This is a messenger RNA of Cetraspora pellucida, 642 nucleotides long. NCBI's taxonomy places the organism in Eukaryota, Fungi, Glomeromycota, Glomeromycetes, Diversisporales, Gigasporaceae. The record is from the annotation of a GenBank genome assembly.
ACUCUUGAGAUGGAAGAAUUUCAGAGUUGUAUUUACUUUCCUAAGUCAAUUGAAGCUAUUUUGAGAAAGCUUAAGAAUUUCAACGAACCUUUUGAUAAUACUACGAUGCAAUUUAUACUCACAAAAGAUUUGGUCAACGUUUGGAAAGGAAUACUUCACGACAAUCUAAAAUCACUUUCCAACAUUGAAGAACUUGUUUUCAUUGAAAUGCUUGAUCUUAAACCAUCGGAACAGAUGAAUGAAACUCCAGAGAAAACCAUAGAGUUGCCAAUUUCAACUCCUGCCAAAAUUAUAGCGUCACAAAUUUUAACUGGAAACCGGAAUGUCAUUGAAGACAUUCAUAUUAAAUGUCAUUCGUCCACAUAUGAUAAUAAUUUAACACUCGGUGUUGAAUUUCGUCAAAUUCAAGGUAUUUUAUGGAUCAACGUACUUAUUGAGACAUUUGAAAUUCUAAUUUCAUCUGAAGAGUACUACAUGGAAACGAACGUAUUAUUGUUAAAAUGUAUCCAUAAAAUCAUACUUAUGGACACAAUAGAGACAGUACAGCGUCGUUCAUUAACUUGUUUCAACGACUCAUUAAAGAAACUGCAAGAACAAAUAGAUAAAUUUUUAAAGAAACUUUGCAAUGAAGAUACAAAAUAA